Nymphaea colorata (pocket water lily) is the source of this 1462-nucleotide messenger RNA. RefSeq names its product 30S ribosomal protein S21, chloroplastic-like. The transcript is spliced from 2 exons. Gene Ontology annotation, molecular function: structural constituent of ribosome. NCBI's taxonomy places the organism in Eukaryota, Viridiplantae, Streptophyta, Magnoliopsida, Nymphaeales, Nymphaeaceae. Gene Ontology annotation, cellular component: ribosome. Gene Ontology annotation, biological process: translation. The record is from RefSeq and is a predicted model, not a curated record. Bases 103 to 543 code for a protein of 146 amino acids.
UAAUUUUCCCGUGGUGAGGCGCCCAUGCGUAAAUCUGGAAAGCGGGAAGAGAAGGGAUAACAUCUCAUCCUUAUCCUGGAGUCUCUGUCCGAGACGACGACCAUGGCCGUUGCUGCUACUGCUCUGUGCAGUGCCCUCUCCCGACUCACCUUCUCUUCUGCUCCUCCGCCUUCUUUCCUCUCUUCUUCUUUAGGCACCACCCUUCACUUCUCUACGUUCCGGGGGAAGACGCGCACGCCUUCCUUCGUCUGCUCCGAUUCCGGAUACAACGUGCAGAUCGUGGUGGGGGAGGCCGAACCGGAGGAGGCGCUGCUGCGUCGAUUCAGGAGGGAGGUAUCGAGGGCAGGUAUUAUAGAUGAGUGCAAGCGCCGGAGGUUCUUCGAGAACAAACAGGACGAGAAGAAGCGGAAGGCCAGAGAGGCCGGCCGGCGCAACCGUCGCAGGUGCUGUUUUACAGCUUUACUACUUCAAUUUCGUGAUGGUGGUGGACCGGUGGUGUGUGUGAGUCUUCUCGUUGGUUCACAUUUCAAUGAAUGCAACUAAUUUGUCAACGCAAAAGGUUGGGAGAGAGUGAAGGUUGUUUAUUCGCAUGCUGGAAGAAAUGAGAAAAAGAAAGAGACCAAUGAAAGGUUGAAAAGAAACUCCAAAGUCUCAGGUCACAUGUAAGUCUUCAACUUGCCAAUUAACGGAAAGAAAAACAGGAAGUCAGUCAGUUUACAUGCAGAAAUUUUCCUUUCCGUGAAAUUGUGUCGCUUCUAGAAGUAUAAAUUAGCUCCUUUUUCAUUUUUCUACUUUCUUUUUUAUGAGUUCAAGAUGGACUCGGACGACUCGUGCUAGUUCAGACCUACAAUCACAUAAAAGAAGUUGUAUCUUCCUGUCAAUUUGAAUGUAACUGGACCAUUAAAAGAUGAACGGACACAAAGCAGCUUUCACGGAUUUUGUUUUUUGGGUAACGUGAUUCGAAUUUUGCAGUUAAUAUUGAAGAAAAUUGCGAUGAGAGAGUGCUUCAUUUUUAGAUUAUGUAGGAAAGGAGCUUUUGAAAGGUUUGACAGUUAUUGUUUGGUUAACCUGCCUCUGCUAGUACAUUGAUCCCACCUUGGAAAGGUAAAACAAGAGGAUAUCACCUGUGAUGUUGUGUUGCUGGUGAUUUGUUCUUUAACUGAAGGUGGAAAGAAAGGGUCCAUAAUAGCAUGAUAAUUAAUGGAGAUUGGAGGGCAAACACCUUUUCUUUUUUCCUCAAAGCCAUCACCAAUCCAAAUGCUGCUUCACUGCUAAUUUUUCUGUUGAGAAAGAUUCCGCAAAAAUUUGGGAAUUGUACAUCUUGUCUAUACAGUAGCUAUAAGCUUCGUCCUUCAUAAUUUGUAACUGGAAGAGAUAGAUUGCCACAUUUGUCUGAUAUUGCUUGAUUUUUCCUUGUUUUGGCCGUGCUACCACAACUAUAAAUACAAGUAACAAAAAAUUU